GGUGGAGUCUACAUCCCAUCGCAGCUCUGCGGGGAAGGAGUAGGACUGUUUUUAUUAGUUUCUCAUCGACUAUUUGUUACCGCCAAGGCUUCGAAAUACUCAAUAAAGAUGACAACGACAACCAACUUUAAAGGAAUGGAACCUGGUUCUAAAAGCAGUUCCAGGGUACUACGACCGCCGGGUGGGACUUCCAGCAUCUCCUUCGGUGCAGACGACAACUCGUCUCCCCGCAAGGACAAGAUGGUCUCCAACAUCUUUGCAGAGCCUGAAGACAUCUAUGCUCAUCGGAGGAACAAUCCACCCAGUGGCAAAGCCGUAGGAACCCUGUGUGGGGAACCCUCAGCCCCACUGAGGCGAUGCAAGCAGGCGAUUCUCUUCCCCAAGAACCUCGAGCCGGAACUGACCACCAUCCACAACUCCGGGGCCGCCUUUAUCUGGAACCAGAAACGAGAGGUUGAAAAUGGUCAAGAACGAGCAAAUACUGAGAGCCCUGACAAUGGGGAGGCGGAGCCAGAGGAGCAGGAGCAGGAGCAGGAGCAGGAGCAGGAGCAGGAGCCGGAGCAGGAGCAGGAGCAGGAGCAGCCGAAGGAGACGACACAGCCCUCUGCCCCGUCGGGAGAUGCCAACGUGGCCACGGGCAGCCGGAGAAACCCCCCCGGUGGAAAGUCCAGCCUCAUCCUGGGUUGAGAGCGCUUGUUGUUUUGUUUGUUUUCAUUGGAACGCUUUUUUUAUUUUUUAAAAGAUAAAUACCCCCGCCACUCUCUUCGUCCUCGUCCACCUGUCACCUUCUUCCCUACUUCACAUGCACUCACCGCCGUCACGUCCGUGGACCCCGUGUCCUCUUCCGCCACCCUCAAACCUUCUGUUUUGAUCCUUUUUUCUAUUAAAAUCAGAAAACUGUUGACAAAAGCACUUUAUGUAUCUCUCUCUCUCUCUCUCUCUCUCUCUCCCUCUUCCAUUCCCGCCCAUCCCGUAGUGCAUCGCGCCUGCUGGGAAAGGCAUGACGUUUAGCUUGUCCUUCACUCGUCCCUGUUGUAAAUGCUAAAGGAAAAAAAUAAUUAAAAGAUUUGAUGCGUGGAUUUCUAAAUACAAUAAAGAUUGAUAUGAAUUUA
Pseudoliparis swirei is the source of this 1112-nucleotide messenger RNA. Its product is annotated as jupiter microtubule associated homolog 1-like. Lineage: Eukaryota; Metazoa; Chordata; Actinopteri; Perciformes; Liparidae. Gene Ontology annotation, cellular component: nucleus. The record is from RefSeq and is a predicted model, not a curated record. Bases 109 to 687 code for a protein of 192 amino acids. The transcript has 5 exons.